Messenger RNA from Prorocentrum cordatum, 1836 nucleotides. The record is from the annotation of a GenBank genome assembly. Lineage: Eukaryota; Dinophyceae; Prorocentrales; Prorocentraceae.
CUGUGGCUUCUGCGCGCCUCUACGCCCCGCCCCGCCGCGGCCCGUGGCGACACGCGGCGAUGGGCGGCGGUGCACGGCCCGGCUGCACGCCGAGCGGCCGCGGGCGCCUCGGCCCCGCGGCCGCGCUUGGCGCGCUGCUCGCGUUGGUGGCCGCCGCGAGCUGGCUGGCGGAGUGCUUGGCACUCCCAGCAGCGCGGCGGGUGCUGCCAGGCCGUGGGGCCCCCGUGCGGCCGGGCCGCCCGCGCGCGGCGGUCGCUGCCAGGGCUGCGGGCAGGGCUGACGCGGAGGCCGGCCUCCUGGAGAUUCAGAGCAUGCCCGGCGAGAGGGUCGUGGCCGGCGGACCUGAUGUGGGCAGACCCGGCAAUGGUUGACGACGCCAUCGACCAUGAACUGGGGCUGCUGGAGGAGGAGCGCGUGGCCACCUGCGCGGGCCAGGGCGGAUCCAGGAUGCGCAAGGGGAUCGCCAAGGUCCGCGGCAGCGCGGCCAGCGAGGCCAUGUCGGAGCUGAUGUACCUCCGGGUGUGCAGCAGGUUCCGCCGGCUCGGGGCCCGCCUGGUCUCGCCCAUGCGCGAGGGGGGCCACGCGGCGCCGAACGAGGUGGCCCUGCCGGUGCUGUCGACGAACAUCCACUCCCAGGACGCACUGGCGCUGUUGUACCAGACCUUGUCCAGGAAGAUGGUCAUGGGGCCCGGCGAGCCGUACGACUUUCAGCGGAGCCCGCGCUCCGCCAUGCCCGUCGUGUGCGUCGGGCAGCUGUACGUGCUCGCGAUGAUGUUCGGCCACCUUCUCCGCAACGUGGACGCUAGAUUCCAACUGGAGAAGUCCCUUGGCGCGGCCGCGGGGCGCAGCCUCCAGAGGUACCUGGAGGGCUUCGCGCCGAGGCAGCUGGAGGACAUGGCCCGCUUUGCCUCCCUGGAGGCGCAGCUGGCCGCCGAGCUGCACGUGCGUGGGCUAUUCGGCGACCUCCGGGCCAAGAAGGAGGAAUUGCUGGGCAUGCUGGCGCAGGAGGCCGACGGGUCCAAGCGGGACACCGAGCGCCGCGUGAAGCGGGUGCUGCAGGGCAGCGUGCUGCGCUUCCAGGCGGGGGAGCUCAGGAGGGUGCUCCUGGAGGCGGUCGCCUUCGGCGGCUUCCUGGGGGACGUGAACUGUCAGGUCAGCGACUUCUGCGCGCCCACCCCGAGCGCCAGCUGGCGGCUGGAGAGCUUCGGGCUGGAAGACCCGGGCGGCUCGGGCGGCUCCAAGUUCCUGAAAUGGUUGCUCGAGUGAGCGCAAAACUUGAAUUCGGGGCCGCAAGAACUCGUGCGAGGUGCGGUCGGCAUGCCAGAGCACAGUCCGUGUGGACAAAUAUUCCGGGGGCCGGUGGAUUUCUAACUCUGCGAGCGUGCGUGCGGGUGUACAGUGGGGGCCCACCCUCGAUGAGCGCACUGAAUUCGGACAGGAACUCGUGCUUCCCGUCUACUGCCCAAGAGUUGUGCGCCGACGGCCCGACUCAGGUUGGCCAAACGGGCGCAACGCGCUCAUGCAAUUUUUCUGUCAGGUUCAAGGUGCGCCCAGCCCGUGUGCACAUUCUAGCUAAUUAUUGAUGCGGAGCCCAUGCAGUGGAAUGCUACCCUUUCCGCCCUCCUCCCCCCCUGCGGCCAGAGGGAUGGGAGGAGGACAUUGCUUCACAGGCUCCGCAACCCUGUCGGCAGCUGACGUAUCCCCCUUGCGCCCCGCCCUCCUGCUUGCGGUAAGGCGCGAGCAGACUCGCCUUGGCACGGCCCCAGAUGUACAAACCAGGCCGGGCUGCUCGGCCGUGGGCAUGCGUGCGAAGAGUGGGCGGCAGUCGAUCGCCGU